AUGACUGCCGGAUCGGAAGAACAUGAGCCCCUAAUUACAUCCUCCGUGGAUCAGCAGAGGGUGACGUAUAAUAAUUCUCCCCAGGGAGGUAACACACCAAGCGGCAGUCCUCGUACCAGUGGUGGUGAAGUUACUCUUGCGAUACCACACAACAGAAGCUAUGGGGCAAUCGGAGGCGUGGAGAAGGUCACCUACACCUGGGCAGAUGUCAACGCCUUCGCCACGGAGACCAGGUCUAGAAAUAAGAGGUUCUGGAACUGCUGGAAGACCUCCUCAGACAGAAUGUUUCAACAGCGGAAGCAGCUGUUAAAAAAUAUUAACGGAGCUGCUUACCCCGGUGAACUUCUCGCAAUAAUGGGUUCUUCGGGGGCCGGAAAGACCACACUCCUCAACACUUUAACCUUCAGAACACCAUCUGGAGUUGUGGCGAGUGGUACCAGGGCAUUAAAUGGACAGCCGGCUACUCCCGAGGCGCUUACAGCUUUGUCAGCUUAUGUGCAGCAGCAGGAUUUGUUCAUCGGCACGUUGACUGUUAAGGAACAUUUGAUAUUUCAGGCUUUGGUGCGAAUGGACAGGCAUAUCCCGUACGCACAACGCAUGCGGCGUGUUCAGGAAGUUAUAACAGAGUUGGCGCUAUCAAAAUGCCAGAACACAGUGAUCGGCAUCAGCGGUCGUUUGAAGGGCAUCUCCGGAGGGGAGAUGAAGCGGCUGUCGUUCGCCAGUGAGGUGCUGACGGAUCCACCUCUCAUGUUCUGCGAUGAACCGACAUCAGGCCUGGACUCGUUCAUGGCACAGAAUGUUAUACAGGUGUUAAGCGGCCUUGCGAAGAAGGGCAAAACUGUGAUCUGUACGAUACAUCAGCCGUCAUCUGAGUUGUACGCGAUGUUUGAUAAACUCCUCAUCAUGGCAGAUGGCAGAGUCGCCUUCCUCGGUUCUCCCGAUCAGGCUACUGAGUUCUUUAAAGACUUAGGCGCAGCAUGUCCCACUAACUACAACCCAGCAGACCACUACAUCCAACUCCUGGCUGGAGUACCAGGCCGCGAGGAGACCACGCGUCACACCAUCGACACCGUGUGCACGGCAUUCGCCAAGUCAGAGAUCGGAUGCAAGAUCGCCGCCGAGGCUGAAAAUUCUAUUUUUAAUGAGCGCAAAAUCUCAAAAGGCUGGGCGGAUUCUGCAUGGUCAAAUGCAGCUGCCUUCAGAGCUCGUCGGUCGCCAUACAAGGCGUCCUGGUGCGCCCAGUUUAGAGCUGUUCUAUGGCGGUCUUGGCUCUCAGUCACUAAGGAACCUAUGCUCAUCAAAGUGCGCUUCCUGCAGACCGUCAUGGUAUCAAUUCUUAUCGGAUUGAUAUACUUCGGACAGAAUUUGGAUCAAGAUGGAGUCAUGAACAUUAAUGGCGCCAUCUUCCUCUUCCUUACCAACAUGACCUUCCAGAACAUUUUUGCUGUUAUUAACGUAUUUUGUUCCGAACUACCGAUAUUCAUCCGCGAGCACCAUUCAGGGAUGUACCGAGCAGACGUGUACUUCCUCUCGAAGACGCUCGCGGAGGCGCCGGUCUUCGCCACGAUACCUUUGGUGUUCACCACCGUGGCUUAUUACAUGAUCGGACUAAACCCAUCCCCUGCGAGAUUCUUUAUUGCAUCAGGUCUUGCUGCCCUCAUCACCAAUGUUGCUACGUCAUUUGAAGUAAUUAAACAGCAGGAUCAAUAUAUAACAUAA
Pieris macdunnoughi is the source of this 1719-nucleotide messenger RNA. The record is from the annotation of a GenBank genome assembly. Lineage: Eukaryota; Metazoa; Arthropoda; Insecta; Lepidoptera; Pieridae.